UCUAACGUUAUGUUAAAGACUCAACUUUAACAGCUCCAAAAUAAAGUUAAAAUGCAUGCACAUUUCAGCAAAACUUGCACUUAUUUUUUAUUCAUGCACACUCUGGGUUUUAGGAGAUAUUUGACCAACUUGCGGAAAUCACCAUGUAGGAGAAAUAUCGCAUCCCCUCAGCGGCUUUUUCAGGUCUCCAUGACAACAAUUUGCAAUGGUGAAGAAUUCGAUACCAGGGCGCUCGGAGGCUGAUUGGGGUGUAUUGUGAGGGGCCUGGGGUCGCUGAUUGGUUCAAGGAAAGCACCAUAACUACAAGGAGUUUAUAUUCAUUCAACUUGUUGAAGUGCUCCUACUGCAGCCUGGAGAGAAGUCUGUGCUUGGACUGUGGCUGGAUUCAUCCACUAGUGAACUUGAUGGUGGACUACAAGCUACAACAUGGACUGAUUUGAUCCAAAUAUUUUUCAAAAAUGGCAAACGCAGACAGUGAGGUCAAGACUUUGCUGAAUUUUGUCAAUUUGGCAUCCAGCGAUAUCAAAGCGGCCUUGGACAAGUCAGCUCCGUGCAGACGCUCCGUGGAUCACAGGAAAUAUCUGCAGAAACAACUCAAGCGUUUCUCUCAGAAGUACUCCAGAGUCCCAAGGUGCCACACGCACAGGUCUCCUGAGUAUGGAAGCGCCAAACCUGUGGGGACUGCUAACCAGAGUGUGAAGGUCACAGAGAAGGCCAGCUCUGAUGCUCAGCGUGUGGAGAAUGUGGGGAGCGCAGUGGAGCAGGUGCCUAUGAGGAAACGCCAACUACCAGCCUCGUUUUGGGAGGAACCUAAGUUGACACAAACUAAGGAGGAGCAGUCACAUAUAGGACAAAAAAAGAACCCUACAGGCACAUGUGAGGUCAGUGAAACUGAAAAGAGGAAAAGGAGUUAUGAUGAUGACGCAAAGGCCACUCUGUCUGCGUCCAGUCGACGCAGCGCUGCAGAUAAAGAGACUCUGAAAUUGGACCUGACCUCGCACCACUGUGUGAGUGUGUGCGGCUGCUGCCCCUUCCAGUACCACGGACACCAGGUCCUCCACAGUCAUAUUGUUGUCCCCCAUCCGCCCCUGGGAUUGUGGAGCAAAGCAGCAGAGACAGAGAGACCUGAGCAUCUUUAUGGACAGAAAAUUCACACGCACGUUGUGGUCAAACCCAUACCGACCAAACCCACAGUCCAGUCACCGAUCUUCAGUGUGUUUGGAUUCAUUUAAUAACUCUACUAAUGGACCAGUCACACAAAAAUGUGUAAAUAGAACUAAUUAUUCUCAUUUUGUGUUCUUCAUCUUUCAACAUUGUACACGAGACACUUCCUAAAGCACUUAUUGGAAUGCUUCAUCCAUUUGUAUUGUUUAAAUCUAAAGGACUAUGUUGCACUUUCAGAAUCAUGCUCACUUUCAUGCCAGACUGAUGCCUUCCAAGAUUCUGAAAACUGACAGUAAGUUUCUAUUUUUAGGUCUCUGCAGAGAAUGACUGCUCUUUUUUUCACUACCAAAAGACAUGCAAAUGAAUGAGAACUUUCUGUUUUAGUUUUCUCUUUCAACUAUGAGAAUAGAAUGUCAGACAAAGAUUGCUUCUUCUUUGUCAAAGUAAUGUUUGAUAGGCACAUUUGAAACAAUGACUUUUAUUUUUAAAUAAAUGAUUCAACUUCC
Molecule: messenger RNA, 1670 nt
Organism: Cottoperca gobio
Lineage: Eukaryota; Metazoa; Chordata; Actinopteri; Perciformes; Bovichtidae
Product: protein FAM181A-like
Exons: 2
Coding region: 459-1232 (257 amino acids)
Source: RefSeq, a predicted model, not a curated record